Messenger RNA from Peromyscus eremicus (cactus mouse), 1587 nucleotides. It is a transcript of the gene Ero1a, whose product is annotated as endoplasmic reticulum oxidoreductase 1 alpha. Gene Ontology annotation, biological process: protein folding in endoplasmic reticulum. The transcript has 16 exons. Gene Ontology annotation, cellular component: endoplasmic reticulum; endoplasmic reticulum membrane. The record is from RefSeq and is a predicted model, not a curated record. NCBI's taxonomy places the organism in Eukaryota, Metazoa, Chordata, Mammalia, Rodentia, Cricetidae. Gene Ontology annotation, molecular function: thiol oxidase activity; protein-disulfide reductase activity; FAD binding. The coding region runs from base 31 to 1422 and encodes 463 amino acids.
GUCGGCGCGGGCGGAGGGCGGCGGGCGGCGAUGGGCUGCGGCUGGGGCUUGCUCGUCGGCCUCCUGGGCGCCCUGUGGCUGCUGUGCUCGGGCCACGGCGAGGAGACGGCGGCGCAGCGCUGCUUCUGCCAGGUUAGUGGUUACCUGGAUGAUUGUACCUGUGAUGUGGAGACCAUCGAUAAAUUUAAUAACUACAGACUUUUCCCAAGACUACAAAAACUUCUUGAAAGUGACUACUUUAGAUAUUACAAGGUAAACUUGAAGAAGCCCUGUCCUUUCUGGAAUGACAUCAACCAGUGUGGGCGAAGAGACUGCGCUGUGAAACCCUGUCAUUCUGAUGAAGUUCCUGAUGGAAUUAAGUCUGCAAGCUACAAGUAUUCUGAAGAAGCUAACCUCAUUGAAGAAUGUGAACAAGCUGAGCGGCUUGGAGCAGUGGACGAAUCUCUGAGUGAGGAAACCCAGAAGGCUGUUCUUCAGUGGACCAAGCAUGAUGAUUCGUCAGACAGCUUCUGUGAAGUUGACGACAUACAGUCCCCCGAUGCUGAGUAUGUGGAUUUACUCCUUAACCCUGAGCGCUACACAGGCUACAAGGGGCCGGAUGCUUGGAGGAUAUGGAGUGUCAUCUAUGAAGAAAACUGUUUUAAGCCACAGACAAUUCAACGGCCUUUAAAUCCUUUGGCUUCUGGUCAAGGAAAAAGUAAAGAGAACACUUUUUACAGCUGGCUAGAAGGCCUCUGUGUAGAAAAGAGAGCAUUCUACAGGCUUAUAUCUGGUCUCCAUGCAAGCAUUAAUGUGCAUUUGAGUGCAAGGUAUCUUUUACAAGAUACUUGGCUGGAAAAGAAAUGGGGCCACAAUGUCACAGAGUUUCAGCAGCGCUUUGAUGGGGUUUUGACUGAAGGAGAAGGUCCGAGAAGGCUGAAGAACUUGUACUUUCUGUACUUGAUAGAGUUAAGGGCUCUGUCUAAAGUGCUCCCAUUUUUUGAGCGCCCAGAUUUUCAGCUCUUCACUGGAAAUAAAGUUCAGGAUGCAGAAAACAAAGUGUUACUUCUGGAGAUCCUUCAUGAAAUCAAGUCAUUUCCUUUGCAUUUUGAUGAGAAUUCUUUUUUUGCUGGGGAUAAAAAUGAAGCACAUAAACUAAAGGAGGACUUCCGACUACAUUUUAGAAAUAUUUCGAGAAUCAUGGAUUGCGUUGGUUGUUUUAAGUGUCGACUGUGGGGAAAGCUCCAGACUCAGGGUUUGGGCACUGCUCUGAAGAUCCUGUUUUCCGAGAAACUGAUAGCAAAUAUGCCAGAGAGUGGACCAAGUUAUGAAUUCCAGCUAACCCGACAGGAGAUAGUAUCCUUGUUUAAUGCAUUUGGAAGGAUUUCGACAAGUGUGAGAGAAUUGGAGAACUUCAGGCACUUGUUACAGAAUGUUCACUAAGGAGGACAGCUUGAAAGGUGCCUGUUUCUGGACGGGGAGGCCAAAGAGCUGAAUCUUUCCGAGCAGCGUGACUGCAAUGGCCGUCUUAAGGCAAAAAUUUCUAUAAAGCUGCUUUUGUAAAAGGAGAAAUACAUUGUUUUAAGUAAAUGACAUUUUUAAAAAUUG